Ananas comosus (pineapple) is the source of this 1988-nucleotide messenger RNA. RefSeq lists its product as uncharacterized. Gene Ontology annotation, biological process: regulation of gene expression. Gene Ontology annotation, molecular function: RNA nuclease activity. Bases 161 to 1705 code for a protein of 514 amino acids. The record is from RefSeq and is a predicted model, not a curated record. NCBI's taxonomy places the organism in Eukaryota, Viridiplantae, Streptophyta, Magnoliopsida, Poales, Bromeliaceae. The transcript has 2 exons. Gene Ontology annotation, cellular component: peroxisome.
ACAUUCCUCUCCCCUCUUGUGAGCUAUAAAAGAGAAAAAGGAAAAAAAAAAAAAGGCGAGCUUUUUAUUAGCUUCCCCCCUAGGGCUCCAUCGAAGGUCGACUCGAUUAAAUCUCGCCUUUUGCUUCGAUUUCUCGAGCAUAUCCUUACCAGGUAGGUUAAUGUCUUACGAGGAUAAACCAAUGGCGAGUCAUUGCCCUUCUCCAUCACCAAAGGCCGUCGCUGUGGAGUUGGAUUCGAGCAAGCUGAUACCAAUUGGUUCAAACAUGGAACACUCUCAAGCGCCUAAGGAUCAAGGCAGAGCUGUACACUGCCCGGUUGCUAUCCUCUGGGACAUUGAGAACUGCCCAAUCCCCAGCGAUGUCCGCCCGGAGGAUGUUUCUGGAAACAUCCGGAUGGCGCUACGGGUGCACCCCGUUGUCGGUGGAGCUGUCACGAUGUUCUCGGCCUAUGGCGACUUCAAUGCCUUCCCCCGCAGGCUCCGUGAAGGGUGCCAGCGGACUGGAGUCAAGCUUGUUGAUGUACCCAACGGCAGAAAAGAUGCUGCUGACAAGGCCAUCUUAGUCGACAUGUUCCUCUUUGCUCUGGACAACCGACCACCCUCCUCUAUAAUGCUCAUAUCAGGCGAUGUGGAUUUUGCCCUGGCUUUGCAUAUACUUGGCCAGCGCGGAUACACCGUAAUUCUUGUAAUUCCGUCGGGGGUUAGAGUUUCAUCAGCUUUAAGCAAUGCAGGACGGUUUGUGUGGGACUGGCCCAGCGUUGCCCGUGGUGAAGGCUUCGUCCCCCCCAAAGCUGUUAUGCCGUAUGCCGAUAAUCAGAAUGAAGAGGAGAUUAUCACAUACAGAGGGAUCUCUCAGAAUGAGUAUGGCACCACGCGUGGUAGUGUAAAUCAAAUGUAUCAUUGUAACUUAUCUUAUUCCUCUCGGGAACUUUCUAGAGCUUCUGAAUACAGCAACAGCUGCAGUAACUUUAUACUGGAACCCUAUUUUAAUUCCUCGAGGUCUCAUAGUUUACCAUCCGGUGUAAGUGAAGGUCUGAUGGGGGGAGAUCAGAAUAGCACGCAAGAACACUCGUGGUGGGUCCGGCCUGGAGAUGUGCAGGGUUUGAAGGGCCAAUUUAUUAGGCUGCUGGAAAUGUCUGGGGGGAGCCUUCCUCUCGUCCGCGUACCUUCGGAGUAUCUUAAAGUCUUUGGGCGGCCACUGUACAUGGCUGAGUACGGUGUUUAUAAGCUAGUUAAUCUUAUCAAGAAGAUGACCGAUGCUCUGAUCGUGGUGGGGAAGGGCCAUAAGAAAAUGCUUUGUCUACGCAACACUGACGAUAGACAAAACAUAAAGAAGUGCCCGUGCCCAAGCACGCCUAUUAUACUGAAAAGGGAGGAGAAGAAAGGAAAGAGUGUCGUCGUUGAGGAGAACUCGGAGAGCUCCACUGAUGAAUUCUCAGACGAUGAGAGGAAUAAUGCGACUUACGAGAACAAUGACCAUCUCGAGAGCUUCAAGCAGGAAGUUCAAGAGCUUCUGGUCUGUUACUCUUGCCCUGUUCCGAUAAGUGCUUUGGAAUCUCUCUACGAGCAGCGGUACAAGAAAGCCCUCGACUACCAGAGCUUCGGGGUGGACGGGUUAGAGGAGCUAAUCGAGAAGCUGAGGGACGUGGUGGAACUGCGCGAGGAUUGGGUCAGCAAAAGGAAGUUCCUCGCAUCGUGCGGGUAGGGCGGUUGUCGCACAUCUCUUAUGCGUGUUGUAGGUUAGUCUUGAUCUCUUUCAGUCAAGAAGUUUUCUCGCCCAUCAUGCAUCAAAUGCUGAGUUGGCACCUUUUUUUAUUUUAAGUGUCUGUAACUCUGUAGGGUGUGUGAAUGUGGAGAAAGUUGUCCAAUGAUCUCUGUUUUAGCCUGUCAUAUCAGGGAGAUUACAUGGAAAUUAUUUAAAUGAAUGGUGAUACAAAUGGGGCUUCAAAAGAUAUAAAUCUGAUAUGACCUCAUUUAUUAUUUAUGAA